Messenger RNA from Rhizopus microsporus ATCC 52813, 1637 nucleotides. RefSeq names its product peptidase C14. Gene Ontology annotation, molecular function: cysteine-type endopeptidase activity. The coding region runs from base 138 to 1217 and encodes 359 amino acids. NCBI's taxonomy places the organism in Eukaryota, Fungi, Mucoromycota, Mucoromycetes, Mucorales, Rhizopodaceae. The record is from RefSeq and is a predicted model, not a curated record. The transcript has 5 exons. Gene Ontology annotation, biological process: proteolysis.
UCAUGGUAGACAGUGAUCGAGAGGUACGCUCCUGCGUUUAAUUGCUUAAUUUUUGUUUCUUACUUUCAAAAUAGUAUGGAUAUGGAGAUAAUGCUCCUGGAUCAGACGCAUAUGACCCAGAAUUCACUACAGAGGAAAUGCUUGAACCGAACCCAAACUAUCCACAGCCACCUUUUGUUUCUGAAAAUCAGCCAUCAACACCAGUCCCUUAUGGUGAGAAUACGACAUCUCCUGACAGCGAAUUCUUUCUUCACAUUGAUCCACGAGUAAAGGAAUACGGUACUCCUGAAUUUAAAAUAUCUAAUUGUCAAGGAAGAAAGAAGGCUCUGUUGAUUGGUAUCAACUACUUUGGAACCAACCAUGAGCUAAAUGGUUGCAUUAAUGACGUGGAGAACAUUGAAAACUUUUUGACGUCUUUAUAUGGAUUUAAAAAAGAAGAUAUGGUCAUUCUGACAGAUGACAACCCUCCUCAUAGUAAAUAUUAUCCUAAUAGAGAAAAUAUAUUGGCUGCCAUGAGAUGGCUUGUGGAAGAUGCACAGCCCAAUGAUUCAUUCUUUUUCCAUUAUAGUGGUCACGGGGGUAGAGUGAAAGAUAUUUCAGGUGAUGAAGAGGAUGGAUACGACGAAACUAUUUACCCUGUUGAUUUUGAAGACUAUGAGGGAACUUCGGGUCAAAUUAUUGAUGAUGAUAUGCAUGACAUACUUGUUAGACCACUAUGUGAAGGAUGCAGGCUGACAUGUAUAUUUGACAGCUGUCAUUCAGGCACAGUUCUAGACUUGCCAUUUAUUUAUUCUACAAAGGGUGUCUUGAAGGAUCAAAACCUGUUCAAGGAUGCCGGUAAAGGUCUCUUAUCGGCAGGAAUAGCUUAUGCAACAGGAGAUAGGCCGCGUGCUAUAUCUGAAUUAAUGGAACUAGGAAGAGAGCUUUUCAACGCUCGUGAUAUAGAAGAAGAAAAUAAACGCAGAAACUUUUCUCCUGCAGAUGUUAUCAUGUUUUCAGGAUGUAAAGAUGAUCAAACCUCAGCUGAUGCUAAAGAAGCUGGUAGAGCAACAGGUGCAAUGAGUUAUGCACUAACAACCUCUCUUCGAAAGAAUCCAAACCAGUCUUAUCAAGCAUUACUAAACAGUCUUCGUGAAAUACUACGUGAUAAAUACUCUCAGCGACCUCAGUUAAGUGCAUCUCAUCCUAUUGAUGUAAACCUUCAAUUCGUUUGUUAAUGCAGUGUGAAUGAAUCUCCGCUAACAAAGAGACAUUUGUUGUUUUUUAUGUACCUGUUUUCUCUUCUUUUUCAAUAAUAAAAUGGUAUUGCAUUUCCCCAACUACAUUUACUUUUUUUUGUGUGAGUGUGGUCUAAUAUCCUUGUUUACAGGAAUUUUUGUUUGGUAAAAGAAAGACUCCUGCAGAAGUCCUUCGUCAGCACCAAAGAGCAAUAACAAAAGCCCAAAGAGAGUUGGAUAGAGAAAGAGAAAAACUUGAACGCCAAGAGAAGAAGCUGAUUCUUGACAUAAAGAAGUCAGCAAAGGAAAACCAACUAGGAGCGUGUAAAGUUAUGGCAAAGGAUUUGGUUCGUACAAGACGUAAUGUUCAAAAGUUUUACCAAAUGAAGACGCAAUUACAGGCAGUUGGUCUUCGUAUUC